UUGCAGAAUCUUGAUAUUAUAAUUGGAGACAUUACAAUCGUAGCGAGUCGCACAAAAUGUGUUGAUUUCACAGUGCCGUAUUUAGAUUCAAGCAUGGCAAUGGUGGUAAAGGUGAGGUCCGACUCCAAAAAUGGGUGGAUUCUCCUCACACCUUUUGAUCGGUUACUAUGGUUAAUUCUUGCUGCGAUUUUUGUGGGUGCAACUGUUAUUGUAAUUCUAUUGGAAAUAAAAACGAAGCAUGAUGUUGAAAGCAAAUUCAAACACUUUGUCCGCAAUCCCUUCCUCAUUUACAUGAGCGAUGUUGAGUUUUUGAAAAGUGGGGCUUCUAAGUGGGUGGUGCUAGCAGUCACGUUUCUGUUGAGCAUAGCAGUGCAAGUUUACACAGCAAAUUUGACGUCAAUUUUAACAGAAAGGACAACGGCAAAGCCUUCUCCAUGGAAGGACUUGCAAGAGAUCAAAAGGAACAGUCGGUUAGUGGGAUAUUAA
Neltuma alba is the source of this 486-nucleotide messenger RNA. Its product is annotated as glutamate receptor 3.3-like. The transcript is spliced from 2 exons. The record is from RefSeq and is a predicted model, not a curated record. Bases 94 to 486 code for a protein of 130 amino acids. Lineage: Eukaryota; Viridiplantae; Streptophyta; Magnoliopsida; Fabales; Fabaceae.